Molecule: messenger RNA, 5399 nt
Organism: Acaulospora morrowiae
Lineage: Eukaryota; Fungi; Glomeromycota; Glomeromycetes; Diversisporales; Acaulosporaceae
Source: the annotation of a GenBank genome assembly
AUGGGUGAAAAUAGUCAAUCUACAAGUGAUGCCCCAUCUUCGGGUGCUAAUGCGGUAGUGAACUGGGGCGAUAAUGCCAAUAACUCGAAAACGAAUGAAAAUGUUGAUAUAAGUCUAUUAUACAUCACCACGGUUUUCCACGUCCACAUGCCUAAGCUUAGUUCCAAUAAUGUACCCGCGGUUCUUGGGAGUUGCGAAUCUUUAGGUAGAUGGGAUAAAGAAAAACCUCGAGUACUUCUUAAAAAUGUUGGGAAUACUCUUUGGAUAUCCGAUCCAGUUAAAAUUCCAAAUAAUGUCGAGGUGAAAUACAAGUACGCGAUAUUUUCCAAGGGUUAUAUUAAAAACACUUUAAAAUUUGAAGGUGAAGGAGAACAAGCUGACCGUUCGUUGGAACUUUAUGAAAAUCAUUAUGAUAUUUGGAGAGAUAAUUAUUUCGCAUACAAAAUUGAACCCGAGUUACUUAAAAAGGAAUAUGCAUUUGUCGGUUACAUAUACGAACAUAUUAGUGAUAACAAUUUGAAAGAUAAAUUAAUAGAAUAUCAGAGGAUUUUUGAAGAUCACAGGGAAUAUACAAGAUUGGCAACAAAUCUUGGCUUUAUUAAGGAUCGGGUGAUUGAUUGUAAUACAAAGGAAAAGCGUUACUUCUUAUUUCUACUUCUCGGCUAUUAUAUGAGUCAGACGGGAAAACGACAAUUUGAUAAUAUUCCAUUGCCUGCAGAUUUUCCUUCUGACACGCUAUUUGAAGUGCUUGAUGAUCUAAGCCUAAUCUCGGGAACAAAGAACUAUGUGAUUUUAUCCAUAAAAGCCCUAACUCAACAUAGUUCCAAGUAUGGGAGCUUUGAGUGGUUUAGAAUGUUUACCCUUGCGCCGGAACUUGAUGAGGAAUACACUUUCUUGGAAGUCAUAAUCAAUUACGAUUAUUCCAAGAACUCUGCUCGUUUUCAAAAGUCCCUGUUAGAUCAUGUGCAACCGCGCAUUUCUGAAAUAAAACAAAAAGAUGAUCUAAUUCGUCGGGUUGCAUCGAGAUUGUUGCAGUUGUCAUAUAAUCUGGAAAGUUUAUUUUUUAUAUUGAAUGAAGUUAUAGGAUUUGAUGAGCGUCUAAAGUUCAUAGUUGAAAAAAGAAUCAAUGAUUUUAUCAAGCAUGAUAGUCCUUUUCAAUUAUAUAAUCAUUUUCAAGAGGUUCGUAACGAGAGCCAAUUUGACAUAAAGAAGAUAUUUCGCGAGAGGCUCUUAAAAUACCUGCAGUAUCGGGGCGCACAAUGGGAGCAUCGCGAUGUCGAAUCUUUGAAUAACAUCCUUGAGGAGAAAAAUCUCAUUUGGCCAAUCGAGGAUCUCGUAAAAAUACUCGAGUGUGUAGCGUCCUCGGACCAAUUAUCAUUGUUGCAAAAUUAUCUCAUAAUCUUGAAAUUAGUAUUGGAUCAAGAUCAAGGCUUUAAGCCGUUCUUCAUAAAUAAAGCUUUGGCUACCACAUAUACGUGGCUUCCAAAGUUAACCGCACUUUUGGCGUCGAAAAGUAGAGCAUCGUCUGCACUAUCAAAAAACAUUGCAUUUAUUACAUUCCAAAAUUUUUCCUCGGUGUAUAAAAUGGUUGAAGAUUGGUCACAAAUUUGUGAAGAAUUGAAGAAAAUUGUGAACAACCAACUGGAUCCUCUAUCUGAUGAUCUCAUUUUCGGGAUGGCUUCUUCUGUCGAUGGUUUUGAACCUGACGUUAUAAGGCACUAUGUCGCAUUGGCAACGACUAGGCUAGAUCGCGAUGUGCAAGACGUCAACGAUCAACUAUUGAAGAAAAUAAUGCGCAUCUGUGACUCGAAAAAGAUGCUUGACAUAAAAAAUGAGGCCUGCGAAGAAUUACUUUAUCAUAUAUUCGAUUGUUUGCAAAAAAAUGCACCCGAAAGACCACACGCAGAGGAUACUUUUAAUACUCAGAUUUCAAUACUAGAAUCUUCAAAUUUCUGGAAGACCAUUUUCCUCUCAUCGGGAAAUACAGAAAGACUUCACUCACAUCCGUUCGUCCAAGAAACAAGAGAUAUCUUGACAAACUUGGCAAUGGAAAUUGCGGAAAAUACCAUAACCAUCGGAUUGCUAGAAGAUAUUUUUCGAAUUUUCGCAAAGGACGAAAAUCUUUUUAUCGAACUUGUCAACUCUGCAGUUGGAGAUCACGUUGAACUCACGAUAACCGAUAAUGCGCUUGACACACUUCGUCACAAAUGUGUCACCUACACCACGACAUUUUUCCGUCUGGACAGAUUUUACACGAAAUUUUGUUCCUCUAAACGGAUAAAUGAUUAUCAGAAAUAUAUAAUCGAUUUGCAAAAUCGAAAAGAGGUGAUGAACAAUACCACGGUUGAAAAUUCAUGUUCUGAUGAUCACUGGGGAAUGCACAGUGAAACAAUUCCGGCCGCGGAUGCAGCUUUCAAAUUUUUUGAAUCACGCACUUUCAGCAACAUUUAUAAGCUUACCUUGGAAUCAGAAACGCGCGAAUUAAAUGUUCAAGUUGUGGCACAAGAAAUCAUCAGAAAUGCUAUUGAUAAUUAUGAUAAAGCUUGUCAAAGAUAUGAUGAUUGGGAAAAACUUAAAUAUCCGGAAGUUCAACUUUUCUGGAGUAAAAUCAAACCCGAGCAAGUUGAUUCUGAGCUGAUAUUUUUGCUUUCAAAUUGCAACAUCGUCAAAGGCUCUAAGCGUGGAAAAAAGCUAACCACGACAGUUGAACACUUGGUAGUAAUCCCGGUGUGGAAUAAUCGACUGCAAGAACUGAUUGAGGCGCUAGAGAUUUUCGAAUAUCCCGUUGAUGAUAAAUUUUGGGCGAGUAAAUUAUUGCAAAAUUUAAAAGACAAUGAUUUGCUUCUUGAGAAAGUAAUCCUCAUAUUCAAAGAUCUGAGGUAUUCUUUAGACCUCAACAGGAUAUCGGAUAAGUCUUGGGAAGCCAUAAGUGAAAUUUCGGCAUCUCGAGAUUUUAUCAAAUUUCUCAAAUCUUUGGUUGGUCAUGACCUGAAAAAUUUAAUUAACGGUGUAGAUGAUCAUUCGGAUGAAAGAUUAAUGCAGGCAGAUACCGUGUCCACCUUUAUUCAAGUCAAAUCAAUCUUGGAACCGCUCCUAGUUAAAGGUUCUAAAGAUGUUUCUGGUCACUUGAUAAAUAUGUUCCUGUCGAAAUUUUUAAAGGUUACUGAGAGUAACCCUUUGUUGGCCAACAAAGUAAAGCUUUGUAACUCAAAUUACCAAGCAUUGAAGAACAUGUAUGAAAACCUCUCAAAACGUGGAGAGAUAACAAAACAACGAAUAAAGAAUUGUGUCGUAAAAGGAACGUACGAGUUCACGAAUUCGGAAACUGAAGAACAAAGAUGCACGGCGAAAUUAUCGUAUCAUAGCAACAAAUCUAAUAAAACUUUGACAACUUACAGCUUUGCUGACUUACAAGACUUGAGAGGACGUGCCCUUUUAAUUGCCAAGGCACCCGUUGAUCUUGCACUUCAAAUAAUUAACGUCGCAUCUACCUUGAUCGAACGACAUUUCACCUAUCGAAGAUUUGGUGCUUCAACCUCUUCUACAAAGGAUAUGGAAGAGCUACUCAAAAAUUUAACGGCUGAUCUACAGGAAUGGGACAAAAUUGUGAAUGUGGCACAGAAAGAACAUUACUACCUAACUUUUUAUCCGGCUCGUCACAUUUUAAGUUUUUAUGACUACUUCUUCUUUAAAGAUAAAGGGAAAGAAGAUGGUCGUAAGAUGGAAAUUAUCACGGAUACAUGUGAAAAGCUUUUACGAUUUGUGAGUGAUGAGGCAGAGCUGCCAUCUCUCGGGGAGUUCAGCGAUCAUAUUUCUCGUGAGGAUGACUUUUUGGAAAUUUUACAAAUGAUCGGGAACAUUUUAAAUCACAUGUUCAGCAAUGUUCCACCUCGAAGGCGGUUAAUCGCAAAGAAAGUCGAAAGAAUUACUUCUAAUGUGGUAAAACCGGGUCAGUUAUUCGUUGCUGCUUGCAACGAUAAAUUUAGCGUGCCUAAUAUCAUCAUGAGUUUAUUUUCAAACUAUGGCUACUAUCCGGAACCUUGGCAACUUUUAAUAUGCAAGGCGUCGACUAAAUUAGAGGAAUUGAUAACUUUCACAAAGCGGUGCUUCUUUGCUGUGAGGAAUGGAUACGAUAACCAUUUAUUUUGUAUUGCCAACGUCGAAAUUCUCGAAUUCGAACUCCAGUACCAGUUGGUGAACAACAUCCGUUCACUAUCCUUGUUGGAAAAAAAUUUUCACCUAGCCUUAAUAUGUUGUCGAGAAGCUGGAAUGCAUCAUCAUAUCCUCGAACAAUUCAGUCAAGAUGUUCAUUUCAUCACCAAAGGGCUAGGAGCGGAAUCCAUGAGUAAAAUCUAUCAGGAAUUGUGUCCUAAUGUGACAUGCGUUUCAUCGGAUUUGUCCGGUCAGGGUAAGACUGAAGUGAUAAGGGAAAUCAAUUAUCAGAAAGGAUGGACCCCGCGGAAUUUAUUGAUCAGUGAUGGCGUUAGGUUUGCAAUGCUCGUUCGUCAGUUGUCCGAGCUAAAACUCAAAAAAUUUGAGAGCCUCCAUCUGAACAUUGUAUUAAUAGAUCAUCCUUAUGAUGUGAAUAUGUUCCUGUUCGAGUUACUCAGUUUGGGGAUGACUUCUAACGGAAGCGACAUAGCAUGUUUACCGUCAACUGUAAUUUUUAUUGAGGUUGCUUCAACCUUGAAUCAAUAUCUUCUCAAUUCUCUUCCUCUAACUGGCUAUUUGCCAAGGCAUCAUAUUUCAUGGAACAUUAAUAAAUUGAUAGUAUCUCGACAGUACAAUAGUCCAAUUCAAAUAGUUUCAAGGUAUUUGGAUGCACACGACCGUGAUAUAAUUGACCAGGAUAAUAUACUUUUUGUCGAAUCACAAGAGGCUGAAACCCUUCUUCCUCCGAAACGCUGCCAACAAUUGCUUCAAAAAUACUUUUUUGAUAAGAAAACCAAAGACGUCGCAUCGUAUCGAUUCCUUGAAAUCUUUCUUGAUGUGUUCGCCGACCAAUUGGUUCGCAUGUCGAAUAGCACCUUCUUUCGAAUUAAAGAACUGAAAUCGAUGGUCAGAGACCAGAGUAUCAGGAAAACCUUGUUAGAAACGUUACUAUCCGUGUCCAUGGAAUUUUCCACGAGAUCAAUUGAUUCUAAAGCUGAACAAAUUAAAAAUUUAUCGGAUGACAUGAGUGCGACUCUUGGAACGAUUAAACCCUGGGAAGAUUCUAAUCAUUUGCUGGUGGUGUUUUUGUCACAAACUCCGGAUUCAAUAUGCGCGCUGUACAGGAGCAAAGACUUGGUGCCUGAAAACGUGGUAGGCUUGUUAAGAAGUCAACAUGUGGGAACUCGAAAUUUUUCAUUGGAGGAUUUUGAAAAUAUGUCUUCCGAAGACAUCAUAAGAAAGCUAGA